Messenger RNA from Fusarium sp. VM40, 276 nucleotides. The record is from the annotation of a GenBank genome assembly. NCBI's taxonomy places the organism in Eukaryota, Fungi, Ascomycota, Sordariomycetes, Hypocreales, Nectriaceae.
AUGACUACCGAAAAGCAAUCCUCAGGCUUUCUCAAGUUUAUUGCCUUCCUCGACCUCGUCGUCAAACUUGCCGCGACAGGCGCGCUAUUCGGUAUCCUCGUCCUGCUCAUGCAGUUGAACAACAAAUUCGAAAGCAUGCUCGACGGCUCCGAAGCGCUUCGCAUUCGAGUUUCGGAUGCCGCUCCACUGCAAAUAAUCCCUGCGUACACGAGCCAGUUCCAGGUUCAGAUGACGAACAACCAGAAUAACCCCGUGUGGUUCAAGGCGGAUACUUAG